This is a messenger RNA of Neltuma alba, 1373 nucleotides long. Its product is annotated as protein WHAT'S THIS FACTOR 9, mitochondrial-like. The transcript has 3 exons. Gene Ontology annotation, molecular function: RNA binding. The coding region runs from base 211 to 1335 and encodes 374 amino acids. NCBI's taxonomy places the organism in Eukaryota, Viridiplantae, Streptophyta, Magnoliopsida, Fabales, Fabaceae. The record is from RefSeq and is a predicted model, not a curated record.
UGAACUUUCGUUCCGUGCUUAUCUUCAUCGGCACUUCAAUCUCCGCAGUAAAGGACUAAGUUAUUUUACUUAGUUUGCUGAGUUGCAAGUCUUUAGCAGUCUGCAUAUGCUAUUUCGUGAAGGUGUAAAUGGGAUACAGAUAGCCCUCACCAAGAUUGAUACGUUGUCGGCACUCUCAGGGUUCUCUUUUAUUUAGUGAGCUGGUGAUUCAUGGCUUUACCCUCCAAACUUCCAUACCAGCUCAACCUCUUCCGAACUUUUUUGAAUGCAAAAGUCAAAUGGGUUCGAGACCCAUAUCUUGACUCUGUGGUGGAGAAAGAGAAGAAUCUCAAACAGGCAAUUUUCCUCAUGAACCAUAUUAUUUCAUCUCCUUCUGAAUCUCUUCCCGUCUCCACUGUUUCUCUGUUCAAAUCUCCUCUCAACCUUCCCACCACGACAGCCAAAUUCAUUGAUAAAUAUCAUUCAAUCUUCAUGCAAUUCCAACCCAGACCUGGACUACCUCCUCAUGUCAAGCUUACUCCUCCAGCCUUGGCCCUCCACAAAGAAGAAUUGGCCAUUCAUAGCUCUAUAAACAUCCGUCAAGAUAUUGUUAAGAGGCUUACAAGGUUUUUAAUGCUUGCUGGCAUUUCAAGAUUGCCCAUUUAUAUAAUUGACAAGUUCAAGUGGGAUCUAGGUCUUCCUCAUGAUUACAUAACAGUGCUUUUGGCUGAUUACCCUGAUUACUUUGACAUUUGUGGAGUGGAAGAUCCAUUGACAGGGAAAGAAGUGCUUGCCUUAGAGAUUGUUUCGUGGAGAAAGGAGCUUGCUGUGUCUGAGUUGGAGAAAAGGUUAAUGAACUCGUAUUAUGGUGGAGGAAAAAGAAGGCAUGAUAUUGCAUUCCCAAUGUGUUUGCCAAAAGGUUUUGAUUUGGAGAAGAGGGUUAAGACGUGGUUUGAGGAGUGGCAAUCAUUGCCUUACAUUUCUCCAUAUGAAAAUUCAUUUCAUCUUGAACCAAAUAGUGACCAGGCUGAGAAGUGGGUAGUGGCGAUUUUGCAUGAAUUACUUUGCCUUCUUGUGUCUAAGAAGACAGAGCGGAAAAAUUUGCUGUCCUUAGGAGGGUGUUUGGGGUUGGAGACAAGGUUUAGGAAGGCUUUGGUUCAUCACCCAGGAAUAUUUUAUAUUUCAAAUAAGAUUAGGACUCAGACUAUCGUGCUUAGGGAGGCUUAUAGAAAGGACUUUUUGGUUGAAAAGCAUCCAUUAAUGAGCACGAGAUAUUGGUACAUUCAUCUCAUGACAAAAGUUGAGAAUUACUUGAAACCUGCUAAGAUGAGGGAUAGUCAAGAAGUUAAAGCCUAGGAAUGGAACUGGACAUGUUUUGAGCUCAACUAGUUAAA